Messenger RNA from Uranotaenia lowii, 1447 nucleotides. Its product is annotated as RNA-binding protein squid-like. Gene Ontology annotation, cellular component: nucleoplasm. Lineage: Eukaryota; Metazoa; Arthropoda; Insecta; Diptera; Culicidae. The coding region runs from base 349 to 1326 and encodes 325 amino acids. The transcript has 2 exons. Gene Ontology annotation, molecular function: RNA binding. Gene Ontology annotation, biological process: regulation of gene expression. The record is from RefSeq and is a predicted model, not a curated record.
AUUCACCACUUGAAGAUUGGGUGAAAUUUAUCCUAGGUAAAUGUGAAAAUCCAAUUUGAAUGGCCAGUCCCAGAAACAGUCGGUAAGUUUGCUUUUGGUUUAUUUUUACCUCCACAUUUCGGCGGUAGAAGAAUCCCAGUUCACGUCAAAGAAGCGACCGCCAUUUGUAUACCUGUGAGCGAGCGGCCGAUUGAUUUACCUGCUGGGGGAUAGAAAUACCUUGCGUCUCGAUUCUGCUGAGCCAGUUAAUCGCAAACAUUCCACGAAGUUCAUUUCUGGGCUUCUUUGUCGCACAGUGGAGAGCAUUUUAGUUAGGAAAUCAACUAGAGUAGAGUACUAUUAGCAACUAUGGCCGAUCAGGAUCAAGAAAUGCACGACCAGCAGCAGCAUCAGUUCGAAAAUGGAAACGGGCAUGUGGAGGAGACCCAAAGCGGCGAAGGAGCUGGUAACGCGGCGGCGGAAGCAAGCCAUGAUGAUGGCGGAGCAGCAGCAGCAACUCCCGUGGCGCGUGAUGACGAUCGGAAACUGUUCGUGGGAGGACUGAGCUGGGAUACCACCGAGAAGGAUUUGCGGGACCAUUUCAGCCAAUAUGGUGAAAUCGACAGUAUUAAUGUGAAGACUGAUCCGAACACCGGAAGGUCCCGGGGAUUUGCGUUUGUGGUCUUCAAAACGCUGGAAUCUGUCGAGCAGGUCAUUGCCAUUGGUGAGCAUACGAUUAAGAACAAGAAGGUAGAGCCGAAGAAGGCGAAAGCCAAGCAGGGGAAGAUUUUCGUCGGAGGGCUGAGUUCCGAGGUUAGUGAUGCGGAAAUAAGAGAAUUUUUCCAAAAGUUUGGAGCUAUUGCCGAUAUUGAACUGCCGUUCGAUAAGAAACGGAACCAGCGAAAGGGAUUCUGUUUCAUAACCUAUGAAUCGGAACAAGUGGUUAAUGAGCUGCUGAAGAACCCCAAACAGAUCAUCGGCGGCAAGGAAGUCGAUGUGAAGCGAGCGACUCCCAAGCCUGAAGGUAUGCAAUUCGGUGGUGGAUUCCGUGGCCCUCCGGGAGUUCGAGGAGCACGCAAUGGACGACCGGGUCCGGGAGGUCCCAAGGCAAACUACGGCCAAGGGUGGGGUGGUUCGGCCAAUUACGGUGGAUACUCGAACUACGGAGGAGGUUAUCCCGGAGGAUACGGAGGCUAUGGAGGAUACGAUAAUUAUGGUGGAGGAUUUGGAGGAUAUGCCAACUAUGGGGGAUACGGAGCAGGAGGUGGCUAUGGAGCUCAGGGAGGAUACGGCUACGGACAGGGAGGCGGACAUCAAGAGAACGGACGAUCAAAUAACCGACACUGAUGUUCAGAGACCCCUCGCUAUACGACCUUUGCCAAUGAUUGUUCCCCAAAGUGAUUCAAGGUGCAAUAAUUCUAUCCUUACGCCUGAGAUGUACAAAAAUAAAUGUUAUGGUUAUCUCAAA